Messenger RNA from Eutrema salsugineum, 765 nucleotides. RefSeq lists its product as uncharacterized. Gene Ontology annotation, biological process: DNA recombination; DNA repair; DNA replication. Gene Ontology annotation, molecular function: DNA binding. The record is from RefSeq and is a predicted model, not a curated record. The transcript is spliced from 6 exons. Lineage: Eukaryota; Viridiplantae; Streptophyta; Magnoliopsida; Brassicales; Brassicaceae. Gene Ontology annotation, cellular component: nucleus. Bases 1 to 765 code for a protein of 254 amino acids.
AUGGACAAAGCAGAUGUUCGUAGUCAAACAACAGUCAACCUAAGAAGGGUUACUCUGACUAUAUUGUUAGAAGGUGGAACAGAAAUACCAGCAACAAUAUGGGCAGAACAAGCAGAACAAUUGGAAGAUAAAUAUCGUGGGAUGGAAAGUGAUAACAUUGUUCUCAUCAUGACAAGUGUUUUGAUUAAGACGUAUCAAGGUGCAAUUAGUCUGUCAGCAUCUUCUGGAACCAAAUUCUAUUUGAAUCAUGAUUUUGAUUCUGCUACUGCGUUUCGAAAAAGCUUCAAAUACGAUGGAGGGUGUAUUGUUAAUUUAGGCGACAUGGCUGAAGAACAAUCAAUUGAUAAUAAAGAUUCUGAAGCCCAACAUUCAAUUAAUGAUCUUUGGGAUUUUAUCUCAUCUGAUGUCCCUCAGGAUAAAAAAUUUGUUUGCAAGGCAACUAUUACCGAGAUUGUGUCACGUAAAGGUUGGAAUUACAUAUCCUGUUCAAGUUGCUCAACAAAGUUGACAAAGUCAGGAUCAUCACUUUCUUGCCAAAAAUGUGGUAAAUCACAAGCCGUAGGAUUGCUGAGUUUCAGAAUUGAAGUAAUAGUAGAUGAUGGAGAAGAUUCUGCAACUUUUGUCAUAUUUGAUGAAGAUGGUGCUAAAAUCACUGGAACAACGGCAGAAUCCCCAAUUUCGAACGACAAGAAUUGUGAAAGCAAUCACGAAGAGCAGGAAGAACCAACUGGCAAUCUCAAGAAAAAACCACGAAUUGAAGUCUGA